This is a messenger RNA of Capsicum annuum, 2525 nucleotides long. RefSeq names its product protein indeterminate-domain 6, chloroplastic. Gene Ontology annotation, molecular function: DNA-binding transcription factor activity. Gene Ontology annotation, cellular component: nucleus. Lineage: Eukaryota; Viridiplantae; Streptophyta; Magnoliopsida; Solanales; Solanaceae. The transcript has 5 exons. The coding region runs from base 283 to 2145 and encodes 620 amino acids. The record is from RefSeq and is a predicted model, not a curated record.
ACACAUAGAAGAAAAAUCUCAUUUGCAUUUUUUGUGAAAAUUUCAUUUAUAGCAAAUAACUCUCUUACUAUGGGAUGAUUCAUUGCUAUUUAUCUAUUUUCUUCUCUCACUCUCACUCACUCACUCAUUCAAUCUUUUCAUAAACUCAAAAGUUUCGUUAAUUCGAAUAAAACUUUUUUUUUCUUUUGAGAAGAUAAGGUCUGUGAGGGAAAAAAUAGAUUUUUUUUCAUUUUUUUUUUUUUGGUGAAUUUUGAAGAAAAAGAUAGAACAAAUUCAAGAAAGAUGUCAGCAGGGUCAUCAUCCGCCGUGUUUCUUGCAAUGAGAGAAGAAGAACAGAUGAAACAACAACAACAGCAACAACAACAACGCGAACUUCUUUUUCUCCAACAACAACAACAGCAUGGCGUACCGCCAUCCUCAUCAACAAUUCAAUCUCAACAAGUACCAACAAAAAAAAGAAGAAAUCAGCCAGGAACACCAAAUCCAGAUGCAGAAAUAAUAGCAUUAUCACCAAAGACCCUAAUGGCAACAAAUAGGUUUGUAUGUGAGGUAUGCAACAAAGGUUUUCAAAGGGAACAAAACCUCCAACUACACAGAAGAGGACACAAUUUGCCUUGGAAAUUAAAGCAGAAAAGUACAAAAGAGUGUAAAAGAAAAGUUUAUUUAUGUCCAGAGCCAAGUUGUGUACAUCAUGAACCAUCAAGAGCACUUGGUGAUCUUACUGGGAUUAAGAAACAUUAUUCAAGAAAACAUGGUGAGAAGAAGUAUAAGUGUGAGAAGUGUUCAAAGAAGUAUGCUGUACAGUCUGAUUGGAAAGCUCAUACUAAGACUUGCGGUACGCGCGAAUAUCGAUGUGAUUGUGGCACCCUUUUCUCCAGACGUGACAGCUUCAUCACUCAUAGAGCUUUUUGUGAUGCAUUGGCACAAGAAAGUGCUAGAAAUCCACCAAGUUUGAGCACCAUUGGGAGUCAUUUGUAUGGCAACAACAUGAGCUUAGGUGGCGGCGGCAGCCUCGCGAAAUUCAACUCCCAAAUGCCAGAUCAUCAGGACAUGCUGCAUUUCGGGAGUAGUAAUAACAGUAACAAGACUAUCACAAGUGGUGGGUCUCACCACCUCCACCAUCAUAAUCAUCAGUUUGACCACAACAACAACAACAACAAUCUCAUGGGCCCAUCAUCCGCCUUUCGCCCUUCUACCGCCUUCUUUCAGCUUCCAGCUGAUCAAACAAGUCAUCAAGAUUACGCGGGGGGUAAUAAGCAUCAUACAUCAUCAUCGUCUAUCCAGGGCUUAAUGCAACUACCCGAUCUCCACAACAACGCGAAUGUUGUUGCUCCUAGCUCUUCGAGUAUGUUCAACCUGAAUUUCUUCCAGAACAACAACAGCAACAACAAUAACAACAACAACAACAACAACGACGACGUCGUUGUUGAUAAUGACAACAACAAUAUUUCUGGUGGUCUUGGUGGAUUAUUACUUCCUAGUCCUCAUCAAUUUAGCAACAACAAUAGUGGUGAAGGUUCAAACAAUUCAUCAAACAUUUUCUCACCUAGUACCCUUCUAGGUCAUAACAUGAGUUCAUCAUUUCCCUCUCUUUAUGUCUCAUCAUCGAUACCCGCGCCACCUAUGUCCGCCACCGCCCUCCUCCAGAAGGCGGCUCAGAUGGGUUCUACUACUAGUUGCAACAAUAGUAGUACUAGUGCUUCAUUGCUCAAAGUCUUUGGCUCCGCGCCUGGCGCUGGUGCUAGUGUUGGUCUUGGUGGUUCGUCAUCCAGUGGCACGAAAUCCGAUCUUCACCCUCCACCACCUGUCAAUUUCGCUGGUGUUUACGGCCACGAAAACCCUAUGAACACUGGGAAUCAUCUUCAUGACCUAGUUGUCAAUGCUUAUGGUGCACAAGAACAACACCAAGAAUAUGGUGGAGUGAUUGGAGGAGGGUACAACAACAACAACAAGAUGAAUGGUUACAAUGAGCAGCCACCACAGAAGAAGCAAAUGAUUAAUAACAAUAAUUUUUCAAUGGAAAUUGGGAUGAGUGAAGAAGCUAAUAGGUUAACAAGAGAUUUUCUUGGAGUUGGUGAAAUUGUAAGAAGUAUGAAUGGUGGAGGAUCCAAUAAUAAUCCUUUUGGAGGUGGCAAUUUUCAGUGAAAAUAUAUCAAAGAGUAUUUAUAGUGUAUACUACUACUACAAAGUUUAGUGAAGAAGAAGAAGAAGAAAAAAAGGGAUAUAUGCAUCAAAAAGUACAGGGAUAUUCAAGAAAAGGUUUUACAAUGGAGUAGGCAGCUGUAGAAUGAAGAAGUUCUUGGAGAUUUUAGCUGGAAUUUAGAAAUACCUUUAUUUUAGAAAGUAAAAAAAUAAAACUUUGUGAAUUUUUUUUCUUUAUUUUCUUUAGUUGUUUAAUUACUUCUUGGGGGUAUUAACUGCACAAAAAUUUUAAAAUUGCCUUUGGUUAAAUUGAAAAUUGGAAAAUGUGCAAGUUUUUGGGCAUUUGAUGAUGAUAGAUUUAAAUAUAAUUGGUUGUUUAAUUA